Molecule: messenger RNA, 1690 nt
Organism: Gekko japonicus
Lineage: Eukaryota; Metazoa; Chordata; Lepidosauria; Squamata; Gekkonidae
Product: zinc finger protein 436-like
Exons: 2
Coding region: 97-1110 (337 amino acids)
Biological process (GO): regulation of transcription by RNA polymerase II
Molecular function (GO): RNA polymerase II cis-regulatory region sequence-specific DNA binding; DNA-binding transcription factor activity, RNA polymerase II-specific
Source: RefSeq, a predicted model, not a curated record
UGCUAUGGAGGCUGCAGCUCCCUCAGCUGCCUCAUGCCCCUCUCUGUGGCUUGGAGGUCUAGCUGAGGGUCCUUAUAUUUUCUCUUGCCUCUCGGCAUGCCUGCUGGUGGAUCAAUAGUGCUUAGUCCAGCACAUGGAACAAAUCCUGCCUGGGUUUUGUCUCUCCCAGCAGAAAAUAAGAGCAAAGCAGAAAGUUCACAGGAAGAAAGUGCAGGGCAUCACGGGGUGUCCUCGAGUGUUCCCAAAUGGGAAGGAGAUAAUGGGAUCCAGCAAGGAUACCCUGCAGAGAACCAACUGGCUGUACAUAAAGGAAAGCUCAAGGAUCCCACGGGGUCCCUGUGUGGCAAGUCUAAAUCCUACAGAUGCUCUGAUUGUGGGAAGAAUUACCGCAGGAACACAGAUCUCUUAAGACAUCAGAGGACCCAUACUGGAGAAAAGCCUUACCUGUGCCUCGAAUGCGGGAAGAGCUUCAGUCGAAGUUCAAUCCUCCUUGAGCACCAGAGGAUCCAUACAGGUGAAAAGCCAUACAAAUGCAGCCAUUGUGGGCAAGGGUUUAGCCAGAGCUCCAACCGGAACCAGCAUGAGAGGAUUCACAGCAAGGAGAAAAGGACUGGCCCAGCAUGUUGGGGAAAUAAUUGGCAAAGGACAGAUGACCGGAAGGGCGGCUCUGCAAGCGUGAUGGCAACUGACAAGGGUUUGGGGGCUGAGCCGGGACCUGGAGGGGCAUCUCAGUUGCCUGGGGAAAACCUCUCUUGGAGCGCGAAGAUGUUGAAGUACCAGAGGCACCGCUUGGUUGAGAAGCCCUACAGCUGCCCACAGUGCGGGAAAUGCUUUGCGCACAGCACGGAUUUCAUCCGGCAUCACAUCACUCACACGGGAGAGAAGCCCUACACCUGUGGGGAGUGUGGCAAGAGUUUUACACGCAGCUCUGUCCUCACCGAGCACCAGCGCAUCCACACAGGUGAAAGGCCCUACAAGUGCAGGCUGUGUGGGAAGGGCUUCAGUCAGAACUCUAACCGUAAGCAGCACGAGACAAUCCACCGAGCUGAGAAACCUUCCAAGCCUCCUAAAAGGCAAGGAAACAUUAAAUCGGGGGCUGGGAUUCAUUAGGCAACAGAGAAUCCACUCUGCUGGUAGGAAAACCUGACAAAUCCAAGAAGCAUUCAAAGUGAAUUUAAAUCUACUAGGAACGCAGGAAUCCGAAGUGGGAAGGAAAGCCUUAUUGCAGUGUGGGGAUUUGCUCUUCUUUUUGGGAAGGGGGAGGCAAGGGGGAACUGCCAUUAUCUGAAAACCAAGUAUUCUUCUUACAGAAAUCACAGGCAAGAUGCAUCUUUGGACAGCAUUAUUAUUAAGGGGGAAACAAAGCCUUUAUUCCAGAUACGCUUUCAUUGAACAUGUCUCGAACACAAGAUCAUCUCUUUAAUAAUAUGUUCGGGAGAGGCUGCCUUCACACACAUUGUAUGCAUUCCAAGCCUAUGCAUAUUUAGUCAGAGGUGAAUCUCACUACCUGGCACUUCAUCCCAUAGAACUGAGCUUAUUAGAAAACAGGUCCAGGUGUGUAUUUUUUUUUAAAUGAGGACAUGUCACCAGAAUGUGGUGUGGAGUAUUUUUUGUCUUUGUUAUCUGGUUAUGAUUACUGAGGCUUAUGAUGAUGAUGAUGAUUUAUGAAUCGCCCAGUCCCUGCUAUUGC